UUCCUCCACCGCCAUCUUCUUCCGAGCGCCAGCUUCGCUCCGCACCAUCCACCGACGACGACGCCGGCCACCACUGCGAAGGGCACCGGCGGACGGACCCUGCGCUGCGCCGCGACUGCAUUCCCCCCACCCUCACCCCGGUCUCCAGCAUUGUUGCAAGAAGAGAACCCCCCAUGGCCUGCGACUAGGGGGAGUGGAUACUGCAUGAUUCGGUGAGUCCAAGCUUGGAUUUCUGUGCUGGAUGAUUUGCCAGCCCAUCUGAAUUUACAUGAUUCAUCUCUUAAGCAAAGUGCUGAAUCAAUUUGGAUCUGCUCUUAAGCCUGGAAAUGAAGUUCAGUGCAGUUCCAAGUUUGGUUGAGUGUCUGACCUCCGCCGGUCAUCCAGUCUCCAGUGGUUUGUCGUCGCCGACACGCUCCCACAUUCGCCACUGCAGGAAGGAGCAAGACCUCCCACGUCUGACCCGGUCGUCCUCCAGCUCCGGCUCCUCACGGGUCAACCAGCUGCUAAACAAACUCAAGGAUUAUCUUGGCUCUGGGACGCUCAGGCCGGAGCUCGCGCACCAACUGUUCGUCGAAUUGUUUCGUCAAACCGUUCCGGUAUCAGCAGACGCACUCAAUGUCUUAUUUUCUGCCCUCGCGUGUGGGCUGCCCUCUGCCGCCUGCAAUGAUGGUCCUGCCCUCGCAAUCGCCCUCUUCAAACACAUGGCACGAGCAAGAUGCCGCCAGGUGAUGGCACCCACCAAUCACACUUACAACACACUAAUUGAGUGCUGCCACAUGGCACGCCGCCCUGACAUAGGGCUCGUCUUCUUUGGCCUCCUCCUCAAGAUAGGCAUCACGGCAGAUGUCUUCACCUUCAACAGCUUAUUGAAGUGCCUCUGUGACAUGAAGCAAACAGAUGAGGCUCUAGGCGUGCUGCUCCACAGGAUGCCCGGCGACAUGCCUGAUGUCAUCUCCUACUCAGUAAUUAUCAAGAGCUUCUGUGACAACGGGAGGAGCCACCGUGCACUUGACCUGCUCCGGAUGAUGACCAAAAAGGGAUAUGACCACUCCCCCAAUGUGGUUUCAUACACAAUAAUCAUUGAUGGAUUAAUUAAGGAGGGUGAACUAAGCAAAGCAUGUGCUCUAUUCCAUGAAAUGAUGCAGCAGGGGGUUGUGCCUGAUGUGGUGACGUAUAGCUCCAUUAUCGAUGGGUUGUGCAAAGCAAGAGCAUUGGACGAGGCAGAGGUGGUCCUUCGACAAAUGAUUGAUAGCGGUGUUUGACCGAAUGCUGUGACAUACAGUAGCCUGAUCCAUGGAUAUUCCACUUCAGGCCAGUUUGAAGAGGUAGUUAGGUUAUUGGAAGAAAUGAGAGGUCAAGGUGUCAAACCAAAUGUUUUUACUUGCAACACAGUCAUGGACUACCUUUGCAAGCAUGGAAGAACAAAAGAAGCUGCAGAACUUUUUUAUUCCAUGGCUGAGAAGGGCCAUAAACCUAAUUUGGUCUCAUAAUCUAUUAUGCUUCAUGGGUAAGCUAUAGAAGGAUCCCUUGUUGAAAUGACUGAUCUCUGUGAGCUGAUGGCAAGAGACGGUAUUGUACCCUAUCUCCAUUGUUUCAGCAUAUUGAUUAAUGCAUAUGCUAAGUGUGGAAUGAUAGAUGUGGCUAUACUUUUCUUCAAAGACAUGUUGAAGCAGGGAGUGAACCCUGAUGAAGUCACAUAUUUAGCUGUGAUAGCCGGGUAUUGCAGAGUGGGCAUGAUGGAUGAUGCUAUGGAAAAAUUCAAUGAGAUGAUUGAUAUGGGAGUACCACAUAACGCAACUGUUUACAGGUGUAUGAUUCAGGGUUACUUAAAUCAUGGUGAUUUCUUGAAAGCAAAGGAAUUGAUUACUGAAAUGAAGACCAAGGGUAUCCAUCCUAGAUGCGGAAAAGCCAAAGAAUUGAUCCAGGGCAGUAGCGGAUCAGUGGACAACAUUCCAGUGGCUAGGGGUCUACACUACACCAAAAUUAGUAUGAUGGACAAACAUUGCACUAGUAAAACUAAAACUAGUAAAUUGUUUGUGGGGGCCAUGACCCCCAUGACCCCACCCCUAGAUCCGCCACUGACCCAGGGUACCUCAUGUCACAACUCUUUUACAGGUGCAUGUUCCAGGGUUGUUUUCAUCAUGGUAAUUACAUAAAAGCCAAAUAAUUGUUUUCCGAAAUGAAGAACAAGAAUAUUGGUCAUAGGCUGUGGAAUGGUAAUGGAAGGACACAUUACCUUUGACUUGGUUAUACGCCCUGUUGAGAGGCCUGAUGCUAUUACAUUUACUUCAGUUACCGGUGGAUAUUGCUUAGUUGUCAAGAUGUAAGAAGCUUUCAGAAUAUCUAAGGCUUAUGGUAUCGGUUGGUGUGAGGCCUAGUUUAAUGAUGCAACAUUUCUCAGUGUCUGUUGUAAAAAUGGAAGAAUCAA
Triticum aestivum (bread wheat) is the source of this 2428-nucleotide messenger RNA. Its product is annotated as protein Rf1, mitochondrial. The record is from RefSeq and is a predicted model, not a curated record. NCBI's taxonomy places the organism in Eukaryota, Viridiplantae, Streptophyta, Magnoliopsida, Poales, Poaceae. Gene Ontology annotation, molecular function: protein binding. The transcript has a single exon. The coding region runs from base 327 to 1262 and encodes 311 amino acids.